Lathyrus oleraceus (garden pea) is the source of this 561-nucleotide messenger RNA. RefSeq lists its product as uncharacterized. NCBI's taxonomy places the organism in Eukaryota, Viridiplantae, Streptophyta, Magnoliopsida, Fabales, Fabaceae. The transcript is spliced from 2 exons. Bases 1 to 561 code for a protein of 186 amino acids. The record is from RefSeq and is a predicted model, not a curated record.
AUGGGAGGAGAUGAAAAGAUUGCAGGCUAUAUGUUGAAGGUGCAUAAUCUCCUCCAUCUCAUAAAGUGUUGUGCCGAAAUCCUAACUGAUAAGAUGAUAGUUGAGAAUAUAAUGCAUAUAUUGACCUCUCAUUUUGAUCACAUUAUCGUAGCUAUUCAAGAAUCCAACAAUCUUGAAACCAUAAAACUGAAAGAUUUAGUUGUUGCAGAUGACCAUGUCGAAUCCAAGUUCUGGUUCCUCGACUCGGGCUGCUCAAAUCACAUGAAUGGUCGAAAAGUGUGCUUAGCAUAUUUCGACUCGUCGAAGAAGAGCAAGGUCAAACAUGCUGAUAAUAGCUCGUUGCAAGCAGAAGGUAUUGGCGACAUAGUUUUUCAAAGGAGCAAUACAGGAAAAUCUAUGAUCAAAGAUGUACUCUAUGUACCUGGAAUGAAGUGCAACUUGAGUGUUGGACAACUGGUUGUAAAAGUUUUCUCAGUGAUUAUGAAAGAUGAAGACUUAGAAUUGUUCGACACUCAGAACAAUUUGGUCUUAAAAUCUCCUUUGUCGAAGAAGGACAUUUAA